AUGACGGGAACCGAGCCAACCCCUCUCGCCAAGUUCGAGGCCGUCUUCCCGACGCUCGAGCAAGAGGUCCUCAACCAUGCCAAGAAGUACAAGCUCCCUCAGGAGUACCUUGAAUGGUUCAAGAAGUCCCUGGAGAUCAACACCCUCGGUGGAAAAUGCAACCGUGGCAUGUCAGUUCCCGACUCGGUCGGUCUUCUGCUGGAGCGAGACCUCACCGAGAAGGAGUACUUCCAGGCCUCGGUUCUGGGCUGGAUGAUUGAGCUUCUCCAGGCUUUCUUCCUCGUCUCGGACGACAUCAUGGAUGGCAGCAUCACUCGUCGUGGCAAGCCUUGCUGGUAUCGCCAGAACGGUGUCGGCAUGGUCGCUAUCAACGAUGCCUUUAUGCUCGAGUCCGCCAUCUAUCUGCUUCUGAAGCAAUACUUCAAGGACCACCCGGCCUACAUCGACAUGGUUGAGCUGUUCCACGAGGUCACCUUCCAGACCGAGCUCGGCCAGCUGUGCGAUCUGCUCACUGCGCCGGAGGACCACGUCAACCUCGACAACUUCAGCCUUGAGAAGUAUACCUUCAUCGUCAUUUACAAGACUGCCUACUACAGCUUCUACCUCCCCGUUGCACUUGCCCUGCAAUUCCAGAACAUCGCGACGCCCAAGAACCUUAAGCAGGCCGAGAACAUCUUGAUCCCCAUGGGAGAGUAUUUCCAGAUCCAGGACGACUACCUGGAUAACUUUGGCGACCCCGAGCACAUUGGCAAGGUUGGCACCGACAUCAAGGACAACAAGUGUUCGUGGCUGGUCAACCAGGCUCUCAAGAUCGCCACUCCCGAGCAGCUUCAGGUUCUCCAGAAGCACUACGGCCGCAAGAAUGACAACGACGAGGCUGCGGUCAAGAAGCUCUACAACGAGCUGGGUCUUGAGAAGAUCUAUCUCCAAUACGAGGAGUCGCGCGUCGGUGAGAUCAAGAAGAUGAUCGAGGGUCUGGACGAGAGCGAGGGUCUAAAGAAGUCCGUCUUCGAGACCUUCCUCAAGAAGAUCUACAAACGAUCCAAGUAA
This is a messenger RNA of Pseudomassariella vexata, 1050 nucleotides long. RefSeq names its product isoprenoid synthase domain-containing protein. Gene Ontology annotation, molecular function: dimethylallyltranstransferase activity; (2E,6E)-farnesyl diphosphate synthase activity. The transcript has 2 exons. Gene Ontology annotation, cellular component: cytoplasm. Gene Ontology annotation, biological process: trans, trans-farnesyl diphosphate biosynthetic process. NCBI's taxonomy places the organism in Eukaryota, Fungi, Ascomycota, Sordariomycetes, Amphisphaeriales, Pseudomassariaceae. The record is from RefSeq and is a predicted model, not a curated record. The coding region runs from base 1 to 1050 and encodes 349 amino acids.